Messenger RNA from Aspergillus piperis CBS 112811, 1688 nucleotides. RefSeq names its product Zn(II)2Cys6 transcription factor domain-containing protein. The coding region runs from base 122 to 1387 and encodes 421 amino acids. Gene Ontology annotation, biological process: positive regulation of transcription from RNA polymerase II promoter by galactose. The record is from RefSeq and is a predicted model, not a curated record. The transcript has 3 exons. Gene Ontology annotation, molecular function: zinc ion binding; RNA polymerase II cis-regulatory region sequence-specific DNA binding; DNA-binding transcription factor activity, RNA polymerase II-specific. Gene Ontology annotation, cellular component: nucleus. Lineage: Eukaryota; Fungi; Ascomycota; Eurotiomycetes; Eurotiales; Aspergillaceae.
CGCGGAUACAUUUUCCCGUCAUGACAAGAUUAUAUCCUGGAUAAACUAAUAGAAUGAGGGGUAACGCCCACAGGCCUUCAUCGUCUUGAAUUUCCUUUACAAUAUCUUUCCAGCUAUCUCAAUGUUCGGGACGCUAUCACAGGACCAUUCUACCCAGGCCUCCUACAUUGUCCAGGUCACCGAUCCUCCCUUUCAGACAGACCGCAAUGCAAGAACCCCUCAUUUGGCCUGCAUGCCCUGUCGUACCAAAAAGCUCAAGUGCUCGGGGGAAAAGACGGGCUGUCAACGAUGUCAGGUGAAGAAUUUGUCCUGCGUCUUUCCAGAUCAAUCCGCCUCGCGCUCCGCCAGGAAGCACCGCAACAAGCGUUCCGAGUCCGCUGUAUCAGAGACCUCCCAUCAUCCGACGAACAGCAGUGCCAGCGGCAGGCAAGGCUCUCCAGAAUCACGUAACCAGCAGGUACAAUCGCCUAGUCAAAUACAUGUGGGCGAAGAAGAGAUGCACGAGGAUGUAUUUCUUGACUUACCCGAUUUCUAUGAUACGGGCUUGUCCUCUACGCCGGACGCAGAGGAUAUAUCCCGGUUAGAGGCUCCCCUGGGUCUGAGCACUGGUCUACCAACCGGCUCUCUAUCAACCAACAUGGAAGACACUCUCGGUCACGGGUGUCUAUUCAACAUCAAUCAAGACCGGCACAAGCCUAACUUCCCCGGGCUGCCAGCCUGCAUUGACCUCGACACCGACAUCCUUCCUGCAUUUUCAACAUCAGGAGUAGAACGCGCCUCCAUUUCCCAUUCCAACCAGUGCCACUGCCCCAGCCAAGCCCUCGCUCUCUACGAGCGCACUCAAAUUCUGUACAACCGGCUUGACACAACACCUCGCUCGACGAUAAACAGCCUUGACGCCCGGGAUACCCUCCACCGAAGCAAGGAGAUAAUCUACCAAUGUGAGAAUCUAACGGAAUGUGCUCUGUGCCGGACACAGUCUCACAUCGCUAUGAUUCUCCUCUCCGUCAGCCACCAGUUGAUCAUCUGUCUUAAGCGCCAGUGCGCCACCACAAGCCAUCACCGGUUGACGGACUGGUAUCCUAAUGACGCUUACACAGGCCAGGGAACGGGUUUCUCUCACCGUAGUAGCCUGGAUCCCGUUACACAGAGGCCGCCGAUGCCCUUCCAUCACAGUUUGGAAUCAGAGGACUUGGAAGACGAGAUCCAGGUGCUCAAGACAUUACUAACCUUAAGAAUGCAAGCCACUGCCAAGCUUCUGGCGAAGUUACAAGAUAUCAUUGACGUUGGGGGGUGGCGCGAGCAUCGCGAGUUGCUGGACAGGGUCUCGGCGCUGCAUCAGGCUGCCGCGGCUAGUAUUCAUCGAAUGGGGAGGAGAGAGAAAUGAGGCAUCUGCGUAUCUAAAAUUGCUGCUGGUGACUGUGAUACUGCCUCGUAGAAAUUUGUCAAUUGGUGGGGCAAUUUGAAGAUACGGCGGGGAUUCCUAUCAAGUGCCCUUAUCAAUGACCGUACAGGAAAACCCCCGUCUUCCUUCUCUCGGAGGCCGUCUAAAUGAACACUAUAUGCUUAGCUCAGAAGCCUCAAUGGCAUGAAAUCCCAUAGAGUCUUAAGCGUCAGCCAACUCUUGAAUUCAUUAAAUCUUAGAGUUCCAGGACUGACUGACUCUGGAUUAUCUGGACAAAGGACAC